AUGUCUGACAAUAGAUAUGACCCGACACUCUUGUCCAAUUCCAAGGUGAACAACGCGGGCGUCGCUCUGCCAAGCUCUGAGCUGACGCCGUCGCGGGACUUGGUUCUGACCGCCCUUGCUCAGCUGGCUGUCUUUCAGACGGGCACAGAAAGAGCCUUCAUCUCACUUUUUGACGUGGAGCAUCAGUAUUUUGUCGCUGAAGCAACUAGGACGUUGCUCACUUCACCAGAUGACACCGAUCUUGGCCUUUGGAUGGUUGGCACUGCCAUUCCUCGUGCCCACAGCACAUGCGAGUAUACCCUUCUCGAGUCAGAUCGUCUCGAGAGGGCACGAGAGAAUGCAAUCCUCACCGACCCAGCUCAGUUUGAUCACUGCGAAAACGAUGGCGAUCCAACGCAGCUGCCGGUCCUCGUGGUCCCGGAUCUCUCCACUGACGACCGUUUCAAGUUGAAGCCGUACUGCCGGCCUGGAGGUGGACACCGCUUCUAUGCGUCUGUGCCUAUUCGAACGCAGAGAGGUAUCAACAUUGGCGUGCUCUGUGUCGUGAGCCCCGAGCCCGAUCGCAGAUGGAGCGACCACUAUUCGAAUUUGAUGCGUAGACUGUCCGUUGCCGUCAUGGAUCAUCUGGAGGCGAAUUUUUCAAAGGUGGCCUAUCGUCGCAGCGAACGCAUGAUUCGAGGCCUCGGCUUCUUUGUUGAAGGAAAGGCAACCGAAUCUUCCUGGGCGUCCGUUGCUGGUAGGGAGACGUUUACCGAGACACCAGAUGCCUUGUUUCUGGCUCGACAAGGGCUCAAGGGAGAAGCUGAAAAUGCCAACGGGCCGCCUGUUUCCGAAGCGACAGCCCACUCAACCCCCAACUCUGAGCGAUCUCUUUCCCCGGAUGGGGAACGGCUCGACCCCAAUCGCAAGAAGGAUCAAGCAGGGAAGCAGACGGCAGAGACGAAAUGGGCCGACAACUUUGUUCCAGGCCCAAACCCAAUGAUGGACACAUUUUCUGAAGCUGCCAUUAUAAUCCGCGAGUCGCUGGAGACGGAUGGGUGCCUCUUCUUGGACGCAGCCCCUGGAUCCCGGCGGUCCAAGUUUGAGGAUGGCUCGCUUCGUAGGAUCAAUAUGCCGCAAAAGUUCCUCGCAAAGCUCCUCCAGCGGUAUCCCAAGGGCCACAUCUUCAACUUUGGCGUAAACGGAGAGCUGCAGUCGAGCGACUCGUCCGACGACGACGGCUGGUUGACGGAUCUUACCCAGGAUCCCAUUUCACCACUUCAGCCCGAUCCGCCGCUGCCCCCUCAGGACGACGCCUCCCAGUCUAAGCGACAGAGGCGGCCUUGGGCGCGCCACAACGAAGGAAAGAUUAUCCAGGAGGUGUUCCCCAAGGCCAGAAGCGUUGCCUUUGUCCCCGUCUGGGAUCCCAGAAAGCAGAGAUGGUGCGCCGGAGGCUUUGUCUAUACCCUGACUCCGACACGCAUCUUUACGGUGGGAGGAGAGUUGAAUUUCCUGAGAGCCGUGAGCAUAUUGGCGAUUGCAGAGACGCUCCGCCUGAAGACUUUUGCAGCUAACCAGGCAAAAUCGGAUGCCCUGAGCUCUCUGUCGCACGAACUGCGCUCUCCCUUGCACGGAGCCGUGCUGGGCAUCGAGUUGCUUCGCGAUACUGAACUGACCGUCUUCCAGGGCAACAUUGCUCACACCAUCGAGAUUUGCUGCCGUACACUUGUCGACACAGUCGACCACCUCCUCGACUACUCCAAGGUUAAUAGAUUUAUCCAAACGAGGCGUACAGGAGGUCAAGCAUCGGAGCCUCGCGGACUGCGACCAGGCACGGCCAGAUCAGUCGAAGAAGGCAUGCUCAGCCUCUACAAGCACAUACGGCUAGAUGGAAUCGUCGAAGAGGUCAUGGACGGCGUCUACGCUGGCUUCAACUUUAUGCACAUGGCGCUGCAGCUCGCCAAGCACAAGAACUCGGCGCACUCGUCGGAUUGGACGGCUAUGCGCCGUCUGGACGCCAUGCAGGCCAUGGAGGAGCUCGGGUCCAACGGCAAGAUUGCGCUGGGCGAGGUGACUGUCUUUCUAGAUAUCGACCACGCCUUCAACUGGCGAUUCUACACGCAACCCGGUGCCAUCCGACGCAUCGUCAUGAACCUCCUCGGUAACUCGCUCAAGUACACGCAAAAGGGGUCCAUCAAAGUGCGCCUGACCCAGUCCAAGCCGAAGCGCAAGUCGUCCGCCGAUGCCAUUGUCCACAUUAUCGUGUCCGACACCGGCAAGGGCAUUGGCGAGGACUAUCUGCGCAACGAUCUGUUCAAGCCGUUUUCCCAAGAGGACCAUCUCGCCCCCGGAACCGGCCUAGGCCUCAGUUUCGUCAAGCAGAUUACUUCGCAGCUGCGGGGCCGCGUCAAUGUCGACAGCCGUGUCGGCGAGGGCACCAUUGUCAAAGUCUCGCUGCCUCUCAUGCAGACACUGACGCCCCCCGACGGCACCCCCUUACUCGCCGAGAACGAGGGUGAUCUCGACAAGCACGUUGCCGAGGCUGCGGGUCUUCGCGUGCGCCUCAUGGGCUUCGAUAUCGGCAGACGGGCUAAGAGACGAAUGCUGGACGGGAGCUACACCGAGCUGUUGACAGAGGUCGAGCGAAUCUGCCGCGACUGGCUGGGCCUCAAUAUCAUCACCGAGGCCGAGGCCGAACAACAGGCGCCCGACUGCGUCAUCUGGAUCGAAGACACGCUCGCCAGCUCUCCGCUGGAGAAUCUCAUGCAGGGACCGCCUUGUGUGGUACUGUGCAAAAACACUCUGGUGGCAUACAAGAGCGCAGCGCAGUUUGAGCGGGUGAAGGCGCAUCGGAUCUUUGAAUUCGUUGCUCAGCCCAUGGGACCCCGUAAAGUCGCCAAAGCGGUGGCAAUGGCAUUCAGGCGCGGCCGCGAGAUGAAGUCAAUGCCUCUAUCCCCCAUCACUCCUCGCCAGGAAUUCCUCCCCGUCGUCCCCGACAUCCUCAGCGGCAGCCUCCUUUCCGAGAACGAGAAGCCCGUCAAGGCCGAGAUGCCAGCAGCCCCCGAAGCCCCGUGCGAUGCAAUCACCGCGCCAGAGUUCCUCCUCGUCGAGGACAACAGCAUCAACCUCGACAUUCUCUCCAUCUACAUGAAGAAGCUCGGCCGCCCCUACCACACGGCCACCAACGGCGCCGAGGCCCUGAGCGCCUACAAGCUAAACCCGAAACACUGCAAGUACAUUUUCAUGGACGUGUCGAUGCCCAUCAUGGACGGCUUUGAGGCUACGCGCCGCAUCCGUGCCUACGAGCGCGACAACCAGAUCAAGCCCGCCAUCAUCUUCGCCCUCACGGGCCUUGCCUCGGAGAGCGCCCAGCAGGAGGCCUUUGGCAGCGGCGUUGACCUGUUCCUGACCAAGCCCGUCAAGCUUAAGGAGCUGGGCAUGAUUCUCCGGUCCAGGGGACUGCUUCCCGAGGAGCCCUUGGUGGUGGUGACCAAGAACGGGACUCAUAUGGCCUAG
Molecule: messenger RNA, 3495 nt
Organism: Trichoderma virens Gv29-8
Lineage: Eukaryota; Fungi; Ascomycota; Sordariomycetes; Hypocreales; Hypocreaceae
Product: putative histidine kinase/response regulator
Exons: 4
Coding region: 1-3495 (1164 amino acids)
Biological process (GO): phosphorelay signal transduction system; phosphorylation
Molecular function (GO): phosphorelay sensor kinase activity; protein binding
Source: RefSeq, a predicted model, not a curated record